ACGGAGUUUCACUUAGCAACCGGACGGCCAGUGUUACAACCCGAAUCAAUCAGCAUUACACACAGCUACCGUCUUACUGCACCAUUCCAGUGUAGAACACAAAGCCGCUCCCAGACAGCGGCGUGCGGGGAGUUGCUCGUUGUGUGUGUCUGUUGAUAGUUUUUUAAAAAAAUAUAUCGAUGAAGUUGUGCAUGAUGUUGUCAGGGCAGCAGUGGUUGAGUUCGGAGCAGUUUGUAGACUGUACGGACGUAGGUGACUCUUCCACUACAGCCUGGAGUUGAGAGAAGGAUCAGCUAGAGAUUUUUUCCCUGUGUGUGUGUGUGUGUGUGUGUGUGUCUGACUGAGCGGCCAUGUUAACGAGAAAACCCUCCUCGACUGCUGCCUAUCCGACGGGUAAGGAGAUCCACAGGGAAAGGGCCAACACCCAGCCAGCUGCAUUGAACCAGACCCCACGCCGUGUGUUUUCACUCCAACUAAUUUCCAGCUCCGUGCACCUUUCAUAUCGUUGGAAGGGGAACUUUUUUUCCACACACACCCUUCAUGCUUUGACAUUUGGGGUUGGAUGGGGGGGGGGCGGGGUGGUCUGGCCAGAGAGAGGGUGAGAACUUCCUACUAAUGGAAAGUGUGCUCGCCUCGGCGAAUGAGGAUGAGGGUUUGGAGAAUGAUCAACUCACUUUGGUAGUUUUGAAAGGUAGGGCCGCUGACAGCACGGUGUUACAGCCCGAUUACAGGACGGGAACCGAUUGCUCGGAGAGGCAGAGAGGCGGAGCAGGAUCUCGGCUGGGAGACCCGCCAUCGCCCCUAGGAUUGCCGCCACUGAAGAGUCAUACGGUUGGAGGCAGCAAACACACCAUGAAUGAUCACCUACAUAUUGGUACUCAUGGACAGAUUCAAGUUCAACAGCUUUUUGAAGACACCAGCAACAAAAGGGCAAUUUUGACUACACAACCCAAUGGACUUACUGCAGUUGGGAAAACCACAUUACCAGUGGUUCAUGACAAGCACCUGGAGACUUCGCAUAGGCGGCAGGGAAGCUCUGCAUCGGUAAAGUCAACAGACUGUUCUCCAAAACCAAAAUCCAUGGUUAUGACACCAGAGCAAGCCAUGAAGCAGUAUAUGCAUAAACUUUCUGCAUUUGAGCACCAUGAAAUAUUCAACUAUCAUGAAAUCUAUUUCAUUGGUCCAAAUGCAAAGAAACGGCAAGGUGUAGUUGGUGGCUCAAAUAAUGGUGGUUAUGAUGAUGACCAGGGCUCCUAUAUCCACGUACCUCAUGAUCAUAUUACUUACAGAUAUGAAGUUUUGAAAGUUAUUGGCAAAGGGAGCUUUGGGCAGGUUGUAAAAGCUUAUGACCACAAACAACACCAGCAUAUAGCACUGAAAAUGGUGAGGAACGAGAAACGCUUUCACCGGCAGGCUGCGGAGGAGAUACGGAUUCUGGAGCACCUGAAAAAGCAAGACAAAGACAAUACCAUGAAUGUCAUUCAUAUGCUGGAGAACUUUACAUUCCGCAAUCACAUUUGCAUGACAUUUGAAUUACUGAGCAUGAACCUUUAUGAAUUGAUCAAGAAGAAUAAGUUUCAAGGAUUCAGCCUUCCAUUGGUUCGCAAGUUUGCUCACUCCAUUUUGCUAUGCUUGGAUGCUUUACACAAGAAUAGAAUUAUUCAUUGUGACCUUAAACCUGAGAAUAUUCUGCUGAAACAACAAGGGCGAAGUGGGAUUAAAGUGAUUGAUUUUGGCUCGAGUUGUUACGAACACCAACGUGUAUACACAUACAUACAGUCACGAUUCUACCGUGCACCUGAAGUAAUCCUUGGAGCUCGCUAUGGGAUGCCUAUAGACAUGUGGAGUUUGGGUUGCAUUCUGGCUGAACUGUUAACAGGUUACCCUCUGUUGCCUGGGGAAGAUGAAGCUGACCAGCUUGCCUGUAUGAUUGAGUUGCUGGGUAUUGCUCCUCAAAAGUUUUUAGAUCAGUCAAAACGAGCCAAAAAUUUUGUGAGCUCCAAAGGUUACCCCCGUUAUUGUACUGUUACGACUUUGCCAGAUGGCUCAGUAAUUCUUAAUGGAGGACGGUCACGGAGGGGAAAGUUACGUGGCCCACCAGGGAGCAAGGAUUGGAUCACAGCUUUGAAAGGAUGUGAUGAUCCACUCUUUCUUGAUUUUCUGAAACAAUGUCUAGAGUGGGAUCCUGCAUUACGUAUGACGCCCAGCCAGGCACUGCGACACCCCUGGCUUCGCAGACGCUUACCAAAGCCUCCAACUGGAGAGAAAGGUUCAUCAAAGAGAGCGACAGAAAGCAGUGGUGCUAUUACAUCAAUUUCUAAAUUGCCUCCAACGUCAGGCUCAUCAUCAAAACUAAGAACUAAUUUGACACAAAUGACUGAUGCCAAUGGUAAUAUUCAACAACGAACAGUUUUACCCAAGCUGGUGAGCUGAGUGUGAAUAAAUCUAUGCCAGGAAUGCGAGGAAAAUUUAUUGCCGCAUCACUGAGCCUUAUUCAGUUGUAAUUUUGUACGUUUUAGAACCUUGCAAUUAUUCAAGUUUGGAAUUUUAAACACCGUUCUUUAGUUAAGAACUCUGAACAGUUUUGAUUUUGUAAUUGCUGGGGACCAUGCAGUAUUGGAAGUUGGUUAUUCAUGUGUUGAGUGUGAAAACAUUAGCCAUUCUUUCUCCUGGCAUACAAAUAAUGCACUUUGUAGGCAUAUGAAUGGUGUAUGUCAUAUAACAUUUACAGUUGUCAAAAAGUGGCAUUAAUCAUUUAAUGUGACAAAAUAAUGGCAGAUUAUUAUCCACUAUUGGAUGUUUUAGAAUUUUUGAUUUUGCAGAUUGUGGCUUUCCCUAGUCAAUUACAAUUAAAUGAAGGUCUUUUACAACAACACCUUUUUCCAAAUCUGUGGUGAAGCCCUUGGAGUCUCAUGGAAUCUAGUUUUCAGUGCCUCAUAAUUUUUUAAAUGCCUUCCCUGCAUUGCCAUUCCACCUGCUCUUCAUUUCUCUAAAUUAGGUAGAUAAAAAAGAAAGCAAUUUCGGCAAAAUAUGGUAUGGUGGGUAAACUAGUUUGCUUUUUUGUUUCAAAAAGAAUCAGCUUUGGAAUUUGUUAAGUAAUAGCAGAUUAUUUUGGUAAAUCAGAAGAGUUCACUGUCUCUUUGCUGAUGAGAGGCAGUGUUAUUCAGUCACUUGCUGUUGAUCAUGUGAGCAAUAUAAGUCAGUUCUGUGACUUAACAGUUUGCUCAUGGGGAAGUGAGUAAAAAUCAUCACAAAAGAAUGAAGAGAUCGGUGAAGGCUCAGUGAAGGGUGUUUUUUUUUGUACAUUUUAAGCUGGAAUAUAUUGAAGGAACUAAAUGAAUGAACUGCAUUAUCUAAAUGAAGUUGGAAUGGUCUUAAAUACUUGACAUAUCCUUCUCGAUCAUAACCAAAAUUAAACUUCUUUUAACUUGAAAGACUAAAUUCGAAGCAUGGUCCCCAGUUAAUUAAAAUAACUUGCAAUUUUUCCUUUUAAAUAUUUUAUAAAAAUUGCAGAUUCGGAAUUUCGGUCCUGCCCGUUUCAAACACUUAAAGGAUUGUGAACUUCAACUGUUUUUAGCGAUGUUAGUAUUUAUGUGAAAAUUUUGUAUGUUUGUAAAAUUAAUGAUACAAAGUUAAACCUUUACAGCACUCAGAUUGGGUUUAGCCCAGUAAAUCCAGUCUAUUGUUACAGAAUGAGAUCUGAUUUUGUGUAUUUAAAAAGUAUGUUGCAUUGCCUUAGUGCAAUAUUUCAAUUAGCAGAAAAUCCUUUUGUAGUACUUCCUUGAUUUGUAAUAAAUUUUUAUUGAAUGUUAUGUAACUGUACAUUGUCACUGAAAUACCACUACAGAGAUUAUUGCUAGGUAUUAUGAAUUUAUAAAACGCUACCAGAAAGAUAUUUUUAUACUUGAAUUGGCCUGAAAGCUAAUCUGAGCAUUUUAUGUAUGUUCAUUUUGUUGAAAAACAUCUCCAAUCAAAGCUUUAUUUCUAUUGCACAUUUUAUAGUUGAACUUAGAUAGUUAUUACAGCCCAUUUAUUUGUUUAAGGGAGUGGUAAGCUUUGGCUCAGUGUAGUGUGGAUUGAUCAGUACUGUAUACAAAUGGCUCAGAUGGCUAAAUUACAGCUAGCUAAUUUUAGAAGUCAGUCUAGUCUCAUACGUGGCUUGUUUGAACAUACCUGUGGUACAUGUUCUGAUUUGAUAAUUCAGUGUCAUGCAGUCUCAGGUUAUAACAAGAACAGAAGUUUAAUGACUCAGUUCUUCAUAUUGUUGCCGUUCAGGACCAUGUUAGAAUACAUCUCUGCAACAAAAAGAAUCAGUGGUACAUAAAUGAUUUUUAUAGGCUUUGUUUUCUUAUAGCAGGCAAAUUGUGUCCUUAGUGUUAACAGUGUGCCUUUUGUUACCAGUGCCAUGUCGUAGGGUUUACAUGCAAUUGAUCAAUCCUUGAACUAGGCACACUACUAAUGUAGCAGUUUACAUGAUCGUAUUGGAUUAAUUGUUGAGGUUGUCCAGAAAGAAAAUGAAUGCACACUUUGAAUUUUAUGUUAUGAUUAUUCAGCCUGGAUAUUUAACAGUAUAACACUAAAGAAAAAUCUAAGCUAUAGGUUCACUUUGUUAGCUGCUUAAGAAAAGCUACAACCAAAAUAGAAAUAUGACUGCAGGUUUAUAGAGGGACUUGUCAUUUUUUCCGUUUUGAUCUAUCCUUUUUUGUCAUUUUAUUGUAUUCAAAUUAUGAAGGAUACUUUAGUUUCUUCCAAAUGAAAAUCUGAGGAAGAAUGUUUUUGAACAAUCCAUUGGGAGCGAUGGUAGGGAUACUACAAUUGACCUCUACCCUCAAUUACAGAGAAGGGAGGAAAUAAAUUGGUCAAGGUUUUGUCCCCUAAUUAUUUUAACCUUGUCACCAUUAGGCAACUAUGAGCUCAAUUGUGAUUGACCCUGUGAUCAGUACUAUGUUGAGACUCUAGGUUCAAUUUUAACAAUUCAGUCUGCCUACUUGGGUAAGUUUCCAAAGUGCUCUUAGUGCUUCUGAAACCAUUCUGCAAUGAUAAUUCAAGACUUCGGGGAACAAGAGGAAAUUGGAGAAAAGUACACAUUAUAGAUGGUUGGAGGGGGUACGAAAAUUCAGUAUUAAAAACAAAACCUUUUGGACAUUGGAGUACUUUGUGCUCCUCUGUGCAUACUUGUAAUAUGAUCAAAGUGGUUUUGAGUUGAGUGGAUAAGGUAGCUUAAACUAAUAUGAACCAAACUGAUUAUACACCAAUGUUCCAAGCAGAAUUUGUUGUACUCCACAUUUUCAAGUUGAAAAUUUAUUGAUAUACUAUAAUAUAUAAAUGAAGCCAAAAAAAAAUUGUAUCUAAAGGAACAUUUUUAAUCUACCGAUUUGCACAAUUCUGAAUACAAUAAAGAACAUACUGAACUGCUUUUUGAUAACUAGCCCUUUCUUCUCUUUAUUAUUCCAAAAACUAUGCUCAAUAGUAAUGACAAUUAUUUCUCAAUAUAUUUUUAGUAAUGAAGCACUUCAGCAGAUUAAAGGUUCCUAAACUAUAUGUUACUUUGGAAAGCAAUUAGUCUUUAUUUAACUCCCAAAAUGCAUAUCCUCCUGUUCAAAAUUUGUUGUGCAUUUGAAUGUCAUGCAGCCAGUGUGCACAACUGUAAUGAUCAAUUAAUAGAACUAAUUGUGGAUGUGUUAAUUAUUUAUAUUAAUCUGUUUAGAUUAUUCACUUCUAAAUUUGAGCCAUUAUAUGUGCCAUGUACAAGUUCCCUUAAGCCGCUUUAGUAUGGUGCACAAAUUCUUUACCACUCAGUUGCCCCCAAUAAAUACAAUUGAGGUACUUUGUGCACUCUUAAAUAGGCAUUGAAAUACGUACCAAGGAGAAGGUAUCAGUUUAAUUUUACAGUGGAAAUAUGAGUUUAUUCUGAAGUGCAUUCUUGAAGGUUAAAGAUUGCCUACCUAAUUAUAUCAAUUUUGUCUUCAAAAACGUGAAACAGCUUCCAAGAAAAUAUGGUUAAUGCGUUAGGGCCAAGUAAUGAUUUUUACGUUUACCUCAUAAGGCUUUUCUUUUUAAAAAGAAAAACCAGGGUAUUUGGUAUGUACCAAAAUGCAUUCCUUUUCACAUAUCUAGCUAUAUGUGUAGCCAGCAAAUUGGUGUCUAUUGUAUCUGGACACGGUUUGUUCUGUUGAUUUCUGGUGUAACACCAUGAUAAACUUUGUUUAAUCUUUAAGCCACCACUAUUAAUUUUUUUUUAAAUUUUGGAUGAAAUUGAAACUUUUUAAAUGAUUUUUUUAGUCAUCUUGGCAUGUUUCAAGUCAAAUCUGUAAUGAUAGAACUCAAUUUCUGUGUUCCACAAUAUUGAAUAUUUGACUGCAGCACUGAAACCUAAUAUAUUUUUAGUCAGGUUCAUAUCUGUAACUACAGUAUCACCCAAACCUGAGCCAUGUAGCAAGUUUUGUUUAUAGCAUAGUUCUGCUAAAAUGUGUGAAUUUCUAUUGCAAAGGGCAUUUAGUGUUUGGAUUACUCUGCCUAGCUAGCUAUGGUUGCUUAAACUGAGCAGUGGUAGAGAUUAAUUUAAGAUGAGCAUCCUAUAAGAUGUCUGUUUAUAAUAUGCUGCAGUUGUGUACUGUAUAAAAAUACAAUUUUGAUUAAAUGCUGACUUUGUAUAUAUGUCUGUAAAAUUCUUGUGAAAUGCUGUCGCCACCUGAUGUGUUUUUAGUGGAUCCCAGUGGCCAGUUUUAUGAUACUGUAUGUAUUGUACAGCUGAAGACAGAAGUAUGACAUUUUAUAGUGAAUAUUUGUUUAAAAUUAUUGUGGCCCAAAUUAAUUUCAAAAUAAAUUUUAUG
Molecule: messenger RNA, 6833 nt
Organism: Stegostoma tigrinum
Lineage: Eukaryota; Metazoa; Chordata; Chondrichthyes; Orectolobiformes; Stegostomatidae
Gene: dyrk2
Product: dual-specificity tyrosine-(Y)-phosphorylation regulated kinase 2
Exons: 3
Coding region: 616-2433 (605 amino acids)
Biological process (GO): peptidyl-threonine phosphorylation; peptidyl-serine phosphorylation
Cellular component (GO): nucleus
Molecular function (GO): protein serine/threonine/tyrosine kinase activity; ATP binding; protein serine/threonine kinase activity
Source: RefSeq, a predicted model, not a curated record